Solenopsis invicta (red fire ant) is the source of this 1038-nucleotide messenger RNA. RefSeq names its product histone-lysine N-methyltransferase SETMAR-like. The record is from RefSeq and is a predicted model, not a curated record. Gene Ontology annotation, molecular function: nucleic acid binding. NCBI's taxonomy places the organism in Eukaryota, Metazoa, Arthropoda, Insecta, Hymenoptera, Formicidae. Bases 1 to 1038 code for a protein of 345 amino acids. The transcript has a single exon.
AUGGAACAAAGAGCGGUUAUUAAAUUUAACGCAAGACUUGGUAAAAGUGCAUCAGAAACAUUCCAGUUGGUGCAGCAAGUGUAUGGCGAUGCUUGUUUAAGUCGAUCAAAUGUUUUCGUGUGGCAUAAACGAUUUUUGGAUGGUAGAGAAUCGCUAGAAGAUGACCAACAUACGGGAAGGCCAGUGUCAAUUCGAAAACCCGAAACGAUCGAAAAAAUACGUAAUUUUAUUGCAAAUCACCGCAAUGCUUCACUGAGAAUGAUGGAAGCGGCUUUGAACAUCAACCGAGAGACGAUUCGGACCAUUCUUCACGAGGAUUUGGGCAAAACAAAGGUUUGUGCUAAGUUUGUUCCACACACUUUGACGGAUGAACAAAAAGCAAUGAGAGUUAGCCAUUCCAUAGACAUCGUUGUAGCUGCCAGAAAUAAUCCAAACUUCCUGAAAUCCAUUGUUACGGGGGAUGAAAUAUGGUGCUUUCAAUUCGAUUCAACAACCAAGCGCCAAAGUGCGGAAUGGAAGUCGAAAAAUUCACCAGAAGCCAAGAAAACACGAAAAGUGCCUUCAAAAAUCAAUACAAUGCUCAUCACAUUCUUUGAUAGUAAAGGAAUUAUUCACAAAGAAUUUGUUCCAUCUGAUCAAAUAGUUACUGGCGACUAUUAUCUUGAAGUUUUGAAGCGUUUGAUGGCCAGAAUCCGUCGUAUCCGUCCCGAUUAUCAAGAUCCAAACAGUUGGACGCUAUUGCACGAUAACGCGCCAUCUCACAAGUCACUCAGUGUUUGUCAAUUUUUGGCCAGAAAUCAAGUCUGUGUGCUCAAUUAUCCGCCAUAUUCACCUGAUUUGGCCCCGUGCCACUUCUCUGUAUUUCCAAAAUUGAAAUUGAAGUUAAAAGGAUGCUUUUUCGAAGACAUUCCGACCAUCCAAACAGCUUCAACACGGGAACUAGAAGCAAUACCACAAAAUGAGCUUAAUCAUGCAUUUGAAUCCCUUUUGAAUCGCUGUAACAAGUGUAUUGAAGCAAGAGGAGAUUAUUUUGAAUAA